AUGUUUGCUGACCUUUUCCUGCGGGUUCUGCGGGUGGGCCCGCCGCGCUGCAGGCCAGGCUCGGGGGCCCCCGAUCGAACGCCUCUCCGUCAUCCACUGUUUCACCUUUUCUACCGUUUGAUUUGCGAACGAAUUAAAAAGCCAGUUCCUCUUCAAGAACAAACUGUUAAAGAUGCAAAGGGACGAUACCAGCGUUUCCAUGGAGCAUUUACUGGUGGUUUCUCUGCUGGUUACUUUAACACUGUUGGCACAAAGGAAGGAUGGACUCCUUCAGCUUUUGUAUCAUCACGGCAGAAGAGAGCAGACAGAACCAUUCUUGGACCAGAAGACUUCAUGGAUGAAGAGGAUCUUAGUGAAUUUGGCAUAGCACCAAAAGAUAUUACAACCACAGAUGAUUUUGCAUCCAAAACUAAAGACAGAAUAAAAGAGAAAGCUAGACAGAUUGCAGGAGUCAUUGCUGCCAUUCCAGGAACCACUGCAUUUGAUGAUUUAAUAGGACCAUCAAAAAUAACAGUUGGGGUUGAACUGUUACGAAAAAUGGGCUGGAAAGAAGGACAAGGAAUUGGACCACGAGUCAAAAGAAAGCCACGCAGGCAGAAACCUGACCCUGCAGUGAAAGUAUAUGGUUGUGCGUUACCACCUGGACUGUCUGAGGGUUCUGAGGAUGAAGAGGAUGAAUACCAGCCAGAGAACGUGACAUUUGCGCCAAAAGAUGUAAUGCCUGUAGAUUUGACUCCAAAAGAGAAUGUCCAUGGACUUGGCUAUAAGGGUUUGGACCCCUCACAAGCUUUGUUUGGUGUAUCUGGAAGAGAACACCUAAAUCUUUUCACAGGUGGUUCUGAAGACACAAGCAAUUUACUUGGUGAUCUGAGACACAGUAAAGGAAGAAAACUAGGUAUUACAGGUCAGGCUUUUGGUGUGGGAGCUUUAGAGGAGGAAGACGAUGAUAUUUAUGCAACUGAAACACUCUCAAAGUAUGAUACGGUUCUAAAAGAUGAGGAACCAGGAGACGGCUUGUAUGGCUGGACAGCGCCUAAGCAGUAUAAAUCCAAAAAAAGGUCUGAAAGAGAAGUUAAAUAUAUAGGCAAAAUCUUGGAUGGUUUUUCCUUGGCAUCCAGAUCAUCAACACCAAGCAAGAUUUAUUCACCGCCUGACCUGCCACGAAAUUACAGACCAGUCCAUUACUUUCGACCUGUAAUAGCAGCUGGGAAUGAAAACUACUGUUUGCAGAAGGCAUUAGAGGAAUCAACUGGACAACUUAAGAGUGAUAUGACACAACAAAGCAGGCAUGCUUUGACUGCGUCUCAGAGGAGGGAACAACUAGGAGAGACUGGUCUGAAAGGUCCAGCUCCUUCUGUUUUGGAUUAUCUGUCUGAGAAAGACAGAGAAAGACUCAAAGAAGCGAAGCAAGCAUCUGAACAACAAAUGAAGGCAAGAAUGUUGCCUCAUCAGUCACGAAAUAGCAGAUUCCAGCCAGCCUCCCCGGAUGAUGCUUCUCACAAAUGGCAAAUGUUGUUGGGGGAGCAGUUAGCAAAUGCUGGUUCUAGUGACUUCAAACCAUUUGCAAGAAAUCCAGAAAAACAAAAAAGAUACGAAAGUUUUGUGAAAAGCCUUAAACAAGGAGAAAAAGUAGAUACAUUGGAGCAUUAUUUAGACCCAAGUAUGACAGAGUGGGAGCGAGGAAGAGAACAAGAGGAGUUCUUCCGUGCAGCCAUGUUCUACAAAUCCUCAAAUUCAACGCUCUCAUCCAGGUUUACCCGCGCCAAAUAUGAAGAUGAUGUUGACAAAGUCGAAGUUCCUCGGGACCAAGAGAAUGAUCUUGAUGAUAAGGAAACUGCUGUGAAAAUGAAGAUGUUUGGCAAACUCACAAGAGACAAGUUUGAAUGGCAUCCUGAAAAGCUGUUGUGUAAAAGAUUUAAUGUUCCUGAUCCAUAUCCUGAUUCUUCCGUUGUUGGGUUACCAAAAGUGAAACGAGACAAGUAUUCUGUGUUUAAUUUCUUAACUCUGCCUGAGCCCACCACAUCUGUAACUCAAGCAAUGAAUGAAAAAAUCCAACAGAAUAACAGUCUCAACAAACCAAAGAAACCUUCAAGAUGGGAUGUGUCAGAUAAAGAGAAGGAGAAAAAAGAUUCUAUCAGUGAAUUCAUUAGUCUUGCUAGGUCAAAAGUUGACGUUCAGCAGCAGCCACCAGUGCCAGCAACAGAAGAAAGUGGAACUGGGCCGAGUGAAACUCCUUCUGCUGAGAUAUCUAAUGAAGAUAAGGAUCAGGAAGAAGAAAGCAGACCGUCCAUGGACUUAUUUAAGGCUAUCUUUGUGAGUUCCUCAGAUGAAAAAUCAUCUUCCUCUGAAGAAGAGAGUGAUGAAGAACAACAACCAACUACCUCGGUAACAGAUUCAGAAACCGCCAAGCAAGUUGAUCUACCAGACAGUUCUUCAUCUAAUGUACAAGAGAAUGUGGCUCCUACAACUGAUCCUGGUGUUCCUUUGUUGCGUACUUCAAAGCAGGAACCGGAUGCAGCAGAGGAAUUUGGACCAAAGUUGCCUCCAGCUUUUUCUUCUGGCCCUACUUGGCAACCAGUGGUGCCAGGAAGUUUUCCUGGGCCUAGUAGGAAAGAAAAACACAGAAAGAACAGAGAGAAACACAAGACUAAGAGAGAACACAAACACAAAAAGGAAAAGAAAAAGAAACAUAAGAAACAGAAAAACAAAGGAAAACACAAGAAUAAAAAAUUAGAAAAAAACAGCAGCUCAGACACUGCAGACAGCAGCGACAGCCUUAGUGAUACAGAUACCACAGGCUUGUCACCCAAAGAACUUCUGAGAAGAUUAAAACAACUUGAGUAUUGA
Charadrius vociferus (killdeer) is the source of this 2847-nucleotide messenger RNA. RefSeq names its product G patch domain containing 1 (gene GPATCH1). NCBI's taxonomy places the organism in Eukaryota, Metazoa, Chordata, Aves, Charadriiformes, Charadriidae. The record is from RefSeq and is a predicted model, not a curated record. Gene Ontology annotation, biological process: mRNA processing. The coding region runs from base 1 to 2847 and encodes 948 amino acids. The transcript is spliced from 20 exons. Gene Ontology annotation, cellular component: nucleus. Gene Ontology annotation, molecular function: RNA binding.